AUGAAUAAAAACCUGCUCUCAGUGGUGCAAUUGACAUCAAUAGGCUACUAUGUCUUGUUCGAUCCACAAGCUGUGAAGGUGUAUCGUGACCUCAAAAUCUCAAAAAAGCUGACGAUGGAAGGACAACGAUUGGAAUUAGUUUACGUGAUGUCAAUAGAGUCUGCAUAUGUUGAUAAGACAAGAAGGAACGAGAUAGUAGAUUUAUGGCACAUGCGAUUGCGUCAUGUUAGCUUUUCUAAGCUAAACAUGAUGAUGAAGAAAUCAAUGCUUAAUGGUCUUCCUCAGCUUGAUGUGAGAACAGAUACGGUAUGUGUAAGAUGCCAGUAUGGUAAAGCACAUCAAUUACCAUAUGAGGAAUCGAAGUUUAAAGCAAAGGAACUACUAGAGUUAGUACACUCUGAUAUGUUCGGACCUGUCAAGCAACAAUCAGUUGGUGGAAUGCAGUACAUGGUGACAUUCAUUAAUGACUUCUCCAGAGCUGCAGUGAGCUAUAAGAGCUCAAAGUUAAAUAUUGUAGCAGAUUCUAUGAUUGAUGCUAAGUAUAACGCAUUGUUUAAUGCAGCCGUAUAG
This is a messenger RNA of Pistacia vera, 570 nucleotides long. RefSeq lists its product as uncharacterized. The record is from RefSeq and is a predicted model, not a curated record. NCBI's taxonomy places the organism in Eukaryota, Viridiplantae, Streptophyta, Magnoliopsida, Sapindales, Anacardiaceae. Bases 1 to 570 code for a protein of 189 amino acids. The transcript has 2 exons.